This is a messenger RNA of Yamadazyma tenuis ATCC 10573, 837 nucleotides long. Lineage: Eukaryota; Fungi; Ascomycota; Pichiomycetes; Serinales; Debaryomycetaceae. The record is from RefSeq and is a predicted model, not a curated record.
AUGUCUUUGCAAUCCAUCACGCAAGAGUUGUACGGCACUUUCGAACAAGAGGACUACGAGAAAUGCCAGCAGUUGUUGGUUCCGUUGAAAAUCGAAUUGAUUAAGCACAACUUGUUGGUACCCAUCACCACUGACUCCACCACCAAAGACCAGAUAAAUGAUUUCAAAAUUAGCCAGAAGAUCUUGGAAAUCGGGGCCUUGUCGUCGUUGUUGUUGAACAAAACACAAGUGUUUGAAAACUACUACUCACAUUUGAAGCCAUUUUACUCCAAUUCAAAGAUACACUUGAAGAAAGAGCACAACACCACCUCCACCAAGAUUAUCUCGUUGUAUUUACUCUUAUUAUUGUCGCAGGGAUUGGUCUCGAAGUUUCACAUCGAGGUAGAACACUUGACAUUCUUCCAGCAGUAUGACUUGGACUCUGAUAAGUACUUACAGUUCCCCAUCAACUUGGAAAAGCAUUUGAUGGAAGGGAACUAUAUCAAGAUUUGGAAUUUAUUGAACGACGAAAACAACCUUCCAUGUAAGGAGUACAUCAUGUUUGUGGACACCUUGGUCAAUGCCUUACGGUAUGAAAUUGCAAAGUCUUUGGAAAAAACAUACGCCACGAUCCCAAUCAGCAACUGCAAGAACUUACUCUACUUCCCCCAAGAAGAAUCCGAUAUGAUCUUUGAAGAGUCUCUUAAGGAAGACUUGGGCAUGAAUUGGACGUUUAAGAAUGGAUACGUGUUCUUCAACAGCUCCACUGACGAUAAUGACGAAUUCAAACACGACAAAUCCAACAAGAUCAUCACCAAUGUGUUGAACUACGCAGAGCAAAUAGAGUCGAUUAUUUAG